UCAUCUUCAUUCCCAAGUGCAUGUCGGAGAUACACCCAUUCAUUAGAACAGCAGAACAUACAGUAGGAAGAAAACCAGUUCAGAGAGAGAGAGAGAGAGAGAGAGAGAGAGAGAGAGAGGGAGAUGGCAAGUGAUAAGGUGGUGGAGACUGUGAUUGUAGGAAAUUAUGUGGAGAUGGAGACUGAAGGGAAUCCUAAGGAUGUCAAAACCAGGAUAUCCAACCUCUUCUGGCAUGGUGGCUCAGCCUAUGAUGCCUGGUUUAGUUGUGCUUCAAAUCAGGUGGCUCAAGUUCUGCUGACAUUGCCAUACUCAUUUUCUCAGCUUGGGAUGCUUUCUGGGAUACUUUUUCAGCUCUUCUAUGGCUUGUUGGGUAGUUGGACAGCCUACCUCAUUAGCAUUCUCUAUGUUGAAUACAGAACCAGAAAAGAAAGAGAGAAAGUUGAUUUCAGGAACCAUGUCAUUCAGUGGUUUGAAGUUCUUGAUGGUCUACUUGGAAAACACUGGAGGAACGUGGGUUUGGCAUUCAACUGCACUUUUCUUCUGUUUGGAUCUGUGAUUCAACUCAUAGCUUGUGCAAGCAACAUAUAUUACAUAAAUGAUAAUCUGGACAAGAGGACUUGGACAUACAUAUUUGGAGCUUGCUGUGCUACUACUGUCUUCAUUCCUUCAUUUCACAACUACAGAAUAUGGUCCUUUCUUGGCUUGGUAAUGACCACUUACACCGCUUGGUACCUCACCAUUGCUUCUCUCCUCCAUGGACAGGUGGAGGGAGUGAAACAUUCAGGACCAAGCAAGGUGGUACUAUACUUCACAGGGGCCACAAACAUUCUCUACACAUUCGGGGGACAUGCUGUUACUGUGGAGAUCAUGCAUGCAAUGUGGAAGCCACAAAAGUUCAAGGCCAUAUACUUGCUGGCUACCCUGUAUGUGCUCACACUAACACUUCCAUCAGCAGCAGCAGUGUAUUGGGCAUUUGGAGACAUGCUUCUCAACCACUCCAAUGCUUUUGCUCUCCUCCCAAAUUCACCCUUCAAAAACAUGGCUGUCAUUUUGAUGCUCAUUCAUCAGUUUAUUACAUUUGGGUUUGCAUGCACACCCCUAUAUUUUGUGUGGGAGAAGGCAAUAGGGAUGCACGAGUGCAAGAGCAUGUGCAAGCGUGCGGCGGUGAGAUUGCCUGUGGUCAUCCCCAUAUGGUUCUUAGCUAUCAUCUUCCCGUUCUUUGGUCCCAUCAACUCCACCGUUGGAUCACUUCUCGUUAGCUUCACAGUUUACAUCAUCCCCGCUCUCGCCCACAUGAUCAUCUUCAAAUCAGCAGCAGCCCGUGAGAACGCAGUGGAGCAGCCUCCGAGGUUCUUGGGCAGGUGGGCCGGCGCGUACACGAUCAAUGUCUUUGUGGUAGUGUGGGUAUUUGUGGUUGGGUUUGGAUUCGGUGGGUGGGCGAGCAUGACAAACUUCGUACGCCAAAUUGACACAUUUGGGCUUUUCACCAAGUGUUACCAAUGCCCUCCUCCGCAGUUGCCUCCACCGCAUCUCAACUCCACUGCCCCUAUUCCAUCCCCGGCCGCCUUCCACCACCCCCACCACAUUUAAGCCACCUUCAACUUAAUUUCAUUGACACUUAACCACAUUAUCACCUUGAAAGUUAUGAUCUUUCAAAUUAAGAAGAAAAGAAAAAUUGUACUGUCGCAUAAUUAGAUAUAUAUUCGUGCAAUUUUAUUAUAUCGUUAUUUUUAAAUGUGUUGCUUAGGUUAAAACAUCGUUCGGUUCUUAAAUGUAGUGUGAAAUAUAUGAGAAGUUGUAUUUUACAUUGACGGCUAAUAGUUAAGUCCUUCACGUAUUGAAUUAUUA
This is a messenger RNA of Camellia sinensis, 1848 nucleotides long. Lineage: Eukaryota; Viridiplantae; Streptophyta; Magnoliopsida; Ericales; Theaceae. The record is from RefSeq and is a predicted model, not a curated record.